Orbilia oligospora ATCC 24927 is the source of this 1572-nucleotide messenger RNA. RefSeq lists its product as uncharacterized. Gene Ontology annotation, cellular component: nucleus. The record is from RefSeq and is a predicted model, not a curated record. Gene Ontology annotation, molecular function: RNA lariat debranching enzyme activity. The transcript is spliced from 3 exons. NCBI's taxonomy places the organism in Eukaryota, Fungi, Ascomycota, Orbiliomycetes, Orbiliales, Orbiliaceae. The coding region runs from base 1 to 1572 and encodes 523 amino acids. Gene Ontology annotation, biological process: mRNA splicing, via spliceosome.
AUGGACCCGGAAUCAUCUCUAUCAACGGAGCCAGGGCAAGAGACAUCCGUACAACCUUCUGAAAUCGAAGAUCCAAACAUGAUUUUUAAAAAUGGUCUCAGAAUUGCCAUUCAAGGUUGUGGACAUGGGGCGCUCGACCAAAUCUAUGCUACUAUCGAGCAGGCUUGUCGGAUACACUCUUACAAGGUCGACCUACUCAUAAUCUGCGGAGACUUCCAAGCCGUCCGUAACUCUCGUGACCUUCUUUCGAUGGCUGUUCCACCCAAAUACCGCCAUAUGGGUGACUUCUACAAAUACUACAACGGGUCUAAGGUUGCUCCCAUACCCACUCUAUUCGUCGGUGGAAACCACGAAGCUUCUUCACAUCUUUACGAGUUAAAUCUCGGUGGUUGGGUGUGCCCAAAUAUAUAUUAUAUGGGCGGUACCGGGGUUGUAAAUGUGAAUGGUAUCAGGAUUGCCGGAGCUAGUGGUAUUUACAACGAGAAUAAUUACAAGCGACCUCGGUACGAGAAGCCUCCAUUCGACGAUCGCUCUAUGCGAAGUGCAUACCAUUACCGGGCGCACGAGCUCUUCAAAUUGAAUGCCUUGAGUGGAGACGUGGGUAUAUUUAUCUCCCACGAUUGGCCUGAAGGUAUUACGAAAUACGGAAAUGAAGGGAAACUACUGGCAGUGAAGCAACACUUCAGAAAAGAAGUAGCGGAGGGCAGGUUGGGUAGUCCGCCAUUGAUGGGGGUUCUCAGAAAGUUAAAACCGACUUAUUGGUUUGCAGCUCAUAUGCAUAUCAAGUUUCCGGCGGUGGUGGAUCAUGGUGAGGCCCCGGGACUAACCUCCAAGAAUGAUCAGGGCGAUUGGACGCGGGGAGAAGAUACGUUAGAAGCGAAGAAUGAAGACGAAAUCGACUUGGAUAUGGAUGAUGAUAGUAUACCGCCAAAACAAGAAGAAAGAAAACAAGAACAACCUGUGCCUAAUACUCUACCGGAAAAUAUAACGCCAGCGCCUUCUUCAGUGCUUUACCCUUCUCCGCCGACAACAGGCACAAGAACCCACUUUCUCGCACUCGAUAAACUCCUCCCUCGCCGGGAUUUUCUCCAAAUUCUGACAGUCCCGUCUCGAAGCCCUUUACCAACAUCCAACCCCCUUCGUACUCGUCUCCUCUAUGAUCGCGAAUGGCUAGCCAUUAGCCGAGUUUUCGAGCCUUUGGACGUCUCUAGUGGGGUGGGCUUAAGCCAGUACAUGAAAUUUGCACAAAAUGGUAGACGAGUCGCAACAAGAAUCAACGAGGAACUUCAAUGGGUCAACGACAACAUUACGGACGAAAAUUUGGUAGUGCCGGAAAACUGGGAGCGGACAGCGAAGCUACAGUUUGAUGAGAAUACCAACGCCGCAAACCCACCGGACAGAUUUAACAACCCACAAACAGAAACAUAUUGCCAGUUGCUUGGGAUUGAUAACAAAUGGGCGCCGCUGCCACAUAUGAGGAUUUCCUUGUCACCAACACCACAAGAAGGUCGACUGCAAACAGCGGAUACACCGAACACAGAUGGAGACGGUGGUCCAAGCUCCACAAACUGA